Molecule: messenger RNA, 3863 nt
Organism: Clupea harengus (Atlantic herring)
Lineage: Eukaryota; Metazoa; Chordata; Actinopteri; Clupeiformes; Clupeidae
Source: RefSeq, a predicted model, not a curated record
GAAGCUUUACUUGCGGGCAAAAAUGGAGCUCUCGCUAAAGGUAUGUGGAGUUCAGGUACACGGAAAACUAGUUGUGUGUAUGUCUGUCCCUGUGUGUGUGCAUUACUCUGAUAACUUUGCAUGUAAGAAUGUAUCUGUUCAUUUCCACCAGGUUUUAACAUCCUAUGUGGGAAUGACCAAACCCACAAUGAUUAAAGUGGGUAACUCUUACAAGUGCACACUAUGCAAGAAGGCAGGGGACUACGCAUCUCUUGUGCCCCACAUUCAGACCCAUUCAAGAAACGUCCUCACGUAUAAAGGAAUACAAAUUUACAAAUGUGGUUUGGAAUGCAGUGACGUUCCACACUACCACUGUUGCUUUUGUAACAAAAAUGUCGGCAAUAAAAACUUAUUCGUAAGGCACCUGAAAAGAUGUGAGGAAUAUUGCGCUCAUAACGUGGUGCCCAAACAGACUUGUUCUGGUGAACACAACACUGCCCAGACCACAGUUAACGACCAGGUCUCUUCGUCUCAGCAAUCCGCUAAAGCCUCUUCCAUGGGCACUUCAACAACACACAUUGUGUUGCAGACCAUAUCCGGACCCUCGCUGCUGCAAACCGUAACUACGCCUGUCAGGUUGCAAGGCACAGCCGCCCCUUUGUGGCUACAAACGACACGUUUGCCUCUGCAAAACUCAACAGCGACUCCCCUGCUGCUUCAGACCACAACAACAACAACGACAUCCUCGGCUAAGCAAACCUCAACAGCUAGGUCCUCACUUCAGGACACGUCGACAACUACAUUCACUCUUCAGAAAACCCCAACAAGCACAUCCUCACAGGAUGAAGUACCAACAACCACAUCAUCUCCACCGCAAACCCCAACAACCACAGUCUCUGAACUGCAAACCCCAACCACUGCCCCUCUGGAGCUGGAAACCCUAACAAACACAUCUUCUCUACUGCAAACCCCAAUAACCACAUCCUCCCUCCAGCAAACCAACACAACCACACCGCCUCUGCCGCAAAACACAGCGUCACCACUCUCACCGCUGCAAUCCACAACCGCACCAUCGUGGCAGCAAUCCACGGUCACAACUUCCUCUUCAGAGUUAACUCCAACAGCUACACCCUCUGAACUAGAGACAUCAUUGGCCGAUUCCACACCCUCUGAAUCUAACCUGCUGCAAACCACACUCCCAGCUUCCCCGUCAUUCUCGACAGUAACUAGAACGUCCAUGGCACCUCACCCAGAAGCAAUAUCCCCCUCGUCGCCGUCACAAAGCUCAUCUCCACCUGGGUCCAAAGAGCAAAGGCCAAGAAUUAAAUGUCCGCACUGUCCCAUGGUUCUCUUUAAACGCAAUCUGAAGGUCCACAUAGCCCGACACCACAAGGACAUACCAGCGGACCCCAAAGUCAGGUUUCACCUCAGGAGUGUUUGCGUGGACGCUAAGAACGGGAUUCUGGCGGUCCAGAGACACGCUCACGGCUUCCUGGCACCGGUGCACGCCCAGAGGAAGGUCUACGGCGGCCAGGUGGUCCGCUGCGACUUGAAAGAGUGCCAGCAGUACCAGCAGAUGGCCCAGCGCCACGGACUGACCGUCAGCCACUGUCAACACACCCGCUCCCUGGAGUACUGCACGGAAACGGCAGCCGAUGAGUCCCUGGAACCGGAAGUCCUCGACGAAAUGGUCACCCUCAAGUUCUUCAGUGAAGCCAAGCGGGCGAUGUGCCUGAGGAGGCAGAAGAUGGCCCAGGCUGCAAAGGUACCCUUCGCCGUGCUCGUGGAUCUCGGCGGGUCACCGCGACAGAUGUUCGUGUCCGUCCACGAGCCCAAAACAAACAAUUUCAGCUGUCUGGGAAGGGUGAUGGUAAGCUACAACAUAGAUCGGAAUGCGUGGCACUGUCCAUGCACAAAGCCACACAUGUCUUGUCUCCAUAAAAACAUUGCAAAAUGGCACAUCUUUCAGACAAACCGGGACUUAUUCAAGACUUCGGCGUCUUCCUCCAGGGACACAUCUGGGUCAUGGAACAUGGAAUAUACCAAUGGCAACAGUGCUUACUCAGCCAACAGUGACAUCAAACGGAGUGUUGAAUACAUUUAUGAUCAUAAAAGAAUCCCAGCAGAUCUGCCAGAGGACGUGACCAAUACGGUGUUUGAAUUCCCUUCGCAUUUGUUUCCGGUUGAGACGACGUGUGGCGUUUGUCCGCACAGCCCCGGCCUUGAAGAUGCAGAGAAUGUGACAGACCAAGGCAGGAUUGUCACCAUGAUAGGCGUGGCUGACAAUGUAUCCACCUACAUCAGGCGUUGUCCAGACUGUCAGAUGCUCUACAGAUACCAGGAGUGGCAGGACGGCCUCCACAACUUCGACAAUCACCUCAUCCUGAGCAUAGAACUCUGUCUCUAUCUCAGACAUAGUUUACAGAACCACAUCCCAGUAACCAGAGCCGUCAGGACACUGGAAAGCUUACGGAGGAUCCAGUUCCCACCCACUGAAGCCCUCCUCAACGCGUACUCCCACUUUGAGGCGAUGACCAGCUCAGAUGACAUGUACUCCUGUGCCAGUUAUGGCAGCCAGAGCAGCCCCGCUAUCAUCAUGGAUCUCCACAGGAAGGCUUUUCUGACCCUCCACUGGAGCUCAUAGGAGUGUGUCUGUGUCUGUGUCUGUCUGUGUGUGUGUGUGUGUGUGUUUGAGAGUGUGUGUGUGUGUGUGUGUGUGUGUUACCAAAGUGAAUACAUACGUGCGCUACAUGGUACUUCAAUGCUCUCAUGGUUCUCAAUGUUAAAGCCACAACAGGCAGCUUCUUCCACACACACAGUUAUUUUAUCCAUUCUUCCUGGCUCUUCCUAAUCUCACGCACUACAUAUUCCUUUAUGACACGUGGUGGUGCAGUGACGCAUGAUGCGCCUUUGACAAAUAAGUUUGGACCAAUUAGAUCCUAAGGAGACCAAGAUAGAUGAGGAGGGACACAAAGAGGGUACCCAAAAAAGGAAAAGGAAAUUAACAAUCUUGCCUGAUAUCGUGGCUGAUGCAGAUACCUAGCCGUAGUCAGUGCCUUUUUAUCUGUGUGUUUUUUGGGUGUAGCAGCAGCCAAGAUUGUUAAUAAGUCACAUUGUGCACCUUGGACACACAGAAGCUCCCUUUUAAUGUUUAGCAUAGAGAGGGCAGACAUAUUCUUAGGGGUCCGGAAAGAGUUUUGGGCCUGAGCAUUUCACUAGACUGCAGCUGUUCCGUGUGCUUUUGAUCUAUCGUUCCAACUGAUUGUUUAAGAACUUUAGUUUUUUCAUACUACCUCAAGAGUUGAGAAAAAAAUGCUUUUAUCUAUGAAGGUAUUGUGGUUUUGUGACUGACAGAUAUAGAUAUAUCUGAAAUGCUAUUAUUAUGACAAUUUAGACUAGAUGUUUGUCAACGCAUAUGCAUAUUUAUGUGUUCAUACAUUUUGAACCAUUUGAAAACAUUUUUGAUAAUGUUUUUCUGAAAGUUGAAAAGGAACCUGGUAUGCAGCUGUUACGUCUAGUAACUGUUCCCCAGUAAACUUUUAAAUGUUACUUUGAUAAUAUCAGCUUUCUUAAAUGACAAUCAUUGAGGAUGAAGUUAAUUCAAGAUAAUUCUUGUAUAUAUGAAUGAAAGAAGGAUUUGCAUACAAAUGUAUUCUUAAACAUUGAAGUUUAUUAGUUUGUAGGAAGUUUGGAUACAGUACUUUCUGUUUGCACUUAAAAAACAAGCAUCUGCUAGAGUCUAUAGCAUAGGCCCACUUACCACACAUUUCUCAAUCACACAUUACACAUUUCAUUUUAGGGGACGUGAACAUAUCCCUUCUAAAUAUUUCAUGAUUCUUUCCCAUGUGCUGGCACUUUCGUAAUUAAAGAACUAUUUUGAUCAA